AUGGAUCACGAAGCGACUCUGGAUCGUUGGAAGCGCUUCACCUAUGUCGAUAAUCUCCCAGAAGACAUUAGCUACUUUCGCAACCUUUUAGAAAAAUAUAGCAACAUACCACCUGAGGACAUUGAUUGCUUACUUCUUAGGACGCGUGAGAGGCUCUGGGAAGUGGCCAUGUACCCAUGCAUUGGCCGAUGGAGCUUUCUCAAUCUGCAAAGUGUACACGACCCUCAUUUUUACACUGUAGUCCAGCGAUUGAGAGAUUCGGCCGCUUCUGGUGCCGAAUCAAGCUACCCAGAAGCGCUCCUCGAUAUUGGAUGCUGUGUUGGCCAGCUAUUACGAAAACUGGUGCACGAUGGAAUUGACCCAACGCGCCUCUUUGGUACAGACCUGCACCCUGAAUUCAUUUCAAUAGGCGCAGAGCUAUUCCGCGACGAAGGCUGUGGUUUAACUUUUGCGGCCGGCGAUAUGUUAGAUCCGAGAGAUGAAGAUCUGAACAUUUUAGACGGUAAAAUCACGCUUGUGCAUGCAGGAAAUUUCUUCCAUUUAUUCACAUGGGAAGAGCAAGUUGUCAUCGGGAUGCGAAUAGUACGCUUCCUGCAUCCAGGAACCAUUGAUGCAAUAAUCUUCGGUAGACAGAUCGGGAGUCACAACCCAAGAGAGAGGCAGGGAGGAAGAAAGUCAUUUUUACAUAACGAGGAAAGCCUGCAGCGACUGUGGAAUGAGGUUGGUGUGAAGACGGGGACUCGUUGGCGAGUGCAGAUGAAUAUUAAUGAGGAGAGAGUGGUGGACAUUCCUGGAUUUGGAGUGGAGGAUCGAUACGUCCGUUUUGGCAUUUAUCAAUUUCCAUUACGGAAGGCAGGAACAGCUACCGCCGACACAUGA
Trichoderma asperellum CBS 433.97 is the source of this 879-nucleotide messenger RNA. RefSeq lists its product as uncharacterized. The record is from RefSeq and is a predicted model, not a curated record. NCBI's taxonomy places the organism in Eukaryota, Fungi, Ascomycota, Sordariomycetes, Hypocreales, Hypocreaceae.